Molecule: messenger RNA, 4901 nt
Organism: Cricetulus griseus (Chinese hamster)
Lineage: Eukaryota; Metazoa; Chordata; Mammalia; Rodentia; Cricetidae
Source: RefSeq, a predicted model, not a curated record
AUGAAGGUCGCUGUGUUGGACCUGGGGUCUCUCUUUGCCAAGAUCUUCAAGACCUCGGCGUCCCCUGCGGUCCCCAGUCACCCUGGAAGUUCUGUGGCCACAGGAUCAGUGUCCUCCACAUCGCUUAGCAGGGCAGAGACCCCUACUUUGCUCCCAUCACUGCCUCUAGACUCUACAACCUCACUGGAGCCUUCCACUCCUCUGUAUCCUGCCUUGCAUCCCAGAAGCUCAGCAGCCACCCGCAGGGUGGAAACAGCAGGGUGCCCGGGGUCUCUGCCCAACAGCCCUGGAGCAUCCAGAGAGCUGCCCCUAGUCUCCUGCAGUGGCUCUGCGGGCUCAGGCUCCUUGGCAUCAGUGGCUUUGCCCAUUCCAGGCACUGUUUGGGCAACCCUGCCCUCUGUCACCAUCCCUGUGGGCAGCAAUAACAAUGCAAUCUCUAGUCCAAGGAACACUCACCAGUCGCCAGGUCCUGGAGAGCAAGGGCCCAGUGCGUGGAUGGCCCCAGGGCCUGUCCCCAAAACACUAUUCUUCACUCUGCCUGACAUUGGGGAAGAGUGGGCCUCGGACAGCGACUCCCAGGAUGACCUAGAAGGAAGGGGGCUUUCUGAAGGACUGGGGAAGCGCAGUUCCACAAAGAGCAAAGAUCCCCUGCCUACAAAUUUUACAAGAAAUGUGCAGAAAGCCAUUGACAAGUAUGCCAGUGAGUCCCUUUCAUCCUUCUCAUCCAGUGGGAGCCACACACCCACGGAGGCCCACAAUUCAUGGCCUGGCUCUUCCACACAGAGUUCCACUACUGGAUUGUCUACAGAGAGGAGCUCAGUUUCUUCUUGGAGAGAUGAUGAAUUUGACAAAGUCAAUGCUCAGAAAGUCCAGCAGCUGUUCUGGGAGGUUGAGGAAAUGCUAUUUGAAGAGAAAGUGAGUCCCCAGACCCAGAAUCUCCUGGCCGAGUGCAGUGAGUGGGCAAGAAGAUCCCUCCAUCUCAGGUACAGAAGAAGACAGCUCAUCCCGCCAAGUGAUGAAGGUUUCCGACAUUUCCAGGGGAGCCUGCCUAGUUCUGCUACCCACAAACCCUUACCUCCUGUUCCUGGUCACAUCAGAAACAUCAGAGAGUUGUGUGUCUCUGGCUCUCAGAUAGUCCCAGAGGCACCCUCAGCCUCUACUCUGACAGACCCUGAUGGCACAGAGUUGACUGACCCCACAUCAUCCUCAUCCCUAGAAGAAGAGGUGUACCACGUGGAUGGAAACAUGGAGGAAUAUUUUGCUUUUGACAGAAAACAGGAUGGAGAUGAGCAUCUGGAACAGAACCCAACACUCCGAGGCAGAAAGUGGCAUCGACAUGGGCUUCCUCCCAUUUCCCCUCAUGACUGUAUCAGAGAUGCUGUGGCAGCAGAAGUGUUCGAUCAUGUUUGGACCAAUGUGGUAGAAAUACUGGAAGAUCUCACUAGAAGGACCUGGGAAUCUGCACUCACAGAUGAAAAAGCACAUAAAGAAAAAUUGAAAGUAACUGAACAUAGACCUCCGCACGUGCUCGUGUCUCGUGUCAGCACUGAUGUUCCCAGUGUCCCCCCAUCUCGAAGCUCUGAGACACUCCAUACAUCCUUGGCUUCCCACUUUAAUCCUCCCCAGUUUUCUCAGCUCCAUCGAUUUUCCAGCAACUUCUACAGUGACUUGAGUGGUGUAAUGACGAUUCAAGCCAAACCCCUUCAGCAGAGACCCACCUACUUUGCAGAUAAAAUACAGAAUGAGCAAGAUGACAAACUGUUCGGGGGAGGGAUCGGUGCACCCUCACGUCACCGACUUGGCCGCAUCCCAGACCCUCGAGGACCACCGACUUCUGCCAAGAAAACACCAGUGCAUAGGAGACUGCCUUCAAUUGCCUCAGACCCACAGAGACUGAAAACCCCCACCAUCUACAGUGAUGAAAUUCUGAGGGGAACCAAACUGCAAACUGGCAUUGACCACCUGCCUUCCUCAGCAAUUCCAACCUCCCGGAGUCGGUUACCCCCAAUAGGCUCUGAGGCUGGGGAACUGAACACAGCAGCUUCUGGAUCCCGCCCUGUCUCUUACAGGGGAAGGCAUCCACAAAACCGUGUGUUCAGCGCAAUCCCUGACAGCAUUGAACGGUCACCCCUUCGAGAAAGAACCAUUGUCCUGGAACAGCUUUCAAGGCCCAGCACAACACAUACAUUCCAGUCAGACACACCGAGAAAAGGGUCCCUGACGCCGAUGGAGUUUGUUGCUCACACUUGGACAGGUCAAAGUAUUUUGACAGGUUCACAGUAUCUACCUAAAUCUUAUCAGAGGGCAACUUUGACUGCAAGAAAGAGGUUCCAAGUGGCAUUGUGAUAUCACUGCUUCAUAAUUAUGGGUUUGCUGGAACAUGGGAAGCCUUGGCCACACCAUUUGUCACUUGAAAAGUGUAGGAACAAAUAUUACCUGAUAUAUAAACUCACCUCUCUCACUGACAGCAGGAGAUGGCAGGAUACCCAAGAGAAACACAAGUGAAUAAGUAACUUAGUUUUGAACACUUGGCUUUGUAAAGAGAAUAAAAACUAACCUCACUGACCCCUGUGGGAAGCAUGCCUAAAGCUCCUGGGGCUCUAGUGCUUCGUUCAAAAGAAAUUAAAUUCCCUCUUUUCAUCACGAAAACUCACAUGAGUGUUCACAUGUUGAUAACAUGGGUGCAUUCAGUAAAAGCAUGCCAUUUCAUAAUUCUAGACCAUCACAUAUAAUUUGGUCUCAUUCUCUUAAUGAUGCUAUCCAAAGUAAAGAGCAGUCAUAUUUGAGACAAUUUGCCCAUUUGAAAAAUAUUCCGGUUCUUCUGUUCAUUGUGCUGACUUUAAAAUAAUCACUGCAACGUAUAAAGUGAUAGGUUUAGUGAUGACAAGAUUUCUCACCCCACUGUAGUCAUGAAUAUCUGAGAAAUGUCUUGCAAGCCAAUUGUACUAAAAAAAAAACAAAAAAAACAAGCAAACAUGGUAUCAUUGUCAAAUUUAGACAGUGCAUUUAAAAGUACCCCACAUUUAAAGGUGAAUAUAAGCAUAAUCAAAAUCUUUUGCAUAUGGUUCCAACAUUAACAUUUCAGUUGGCAUGUUUGAUAACUGGGUGGGGGAGUUGUAGCACAAGCAUCCUUAUGUCAUUCCAACUUAUUCUUGGCUCUGAUGUCAACAGAGCGUCUCUGAGCCCUUGCUGAAAGCAGCCUGCCCUUUGCGCUUUUCCUACUCUGUAUUCUUCAGACCAUGUGUCCCACUUGGUUAUUACAGUCAGGGGAGUGGAGAACAGGGAAUAAAUGUCUUUUAGAGGCAAGGCCCGAUUCUAGUGCUCAAUCAUGGUUCAUUUCAUAUACACACAUCCCAAAUCAGAAUAAUUUCUCUCUUUUUUGGUUAUAUGCUUACACUACAUCAACAUAAAUCUCUUUAAUCUAAGAUAAACUUUACAUACAUAUACAUAUAUGCACAUACCAUUUAAACAUGUGAGAAAUUUUUUUUUAGCACAUUUCUUGCUGUAAGAAGUGGGGAUCAUUGAUUGUCUACUUAGAGAUGUUUGGGAAUUGACCCAUCUGUGGAAAAUAUCAUUGGAUCUGCUCUUUACAUAGAACUACAGAACAAUCAACCAGAAGUGACUUCAGAGCUUUGUUCUACCUGAUAGUUUCUCCUUUACUCUCUCCACUUAUUUACUACAACCCCAGGACAGGAUAGAGAACAGACACUGGUCAAGUUGCUAUAUUGACCCUUCCUUUCAGAUAGCCACUCUGAGUGUCACUCUCUCUACCUAGGGGGUGUGACAAGUGCUCAGUUUCUCACAGCAAGCUGACAAAAGCAUUUAGAGAAUUACCUGAACCAUUUCUCAUCAUAAGAUCUGGAAGCUCUUUGGAGAAAAUAUCAGUCUUAAAGCAAUUGAUCUCCACAUAGAGGGGUUUCUGGAUUGAUGAGUGGCUAGAGUCCUGCCCACCAGGUGCCUGGCUGGUUGCUCUUCAGUCCACUAUUACUGCUAAUGGAGCCAUCCACUGUGGUCUCUCACACCCACUCAGCGCACUUCAUAUCAAUUCCUAGGUGCCAUCCAACUGUUUCUCCCUCAACCCAAGGUUUAAAAAGGGAGGUAGCUAUAGGGCAUCUAAUAAGAUGGUGACCCCAAGAUAAAUUAUUAUCUUGGAGCCAUGGAAAUGAUUUAAUAGUGGUCUCACCAUGUUUGCCUUCGGAGGUUUGAAAUUGGAUAUGUACUAUUUAUAUCAGCAAAGUACUGCAGUCAAACUAGAACCUGGUACAGUUUUUAUCUUCCAGGCAUUUUGAUUGGGAAGCAAAGCACUGCUAGAGGGUAGCUAGACUCAGAGGUCUUACCAAUUCUGAAGCGACUUUCUCCUGGAACUUAUUUUCAUGUCUGUGUUAAAGAUAUUUUAUUUAUAGGUGGAAUAAGAUUAGUAAGUUAACAAAUGAUGCUUGUGUGAGGAUGAUGCUGUUCAGACUGUAAAGGGAAAAUCAGGGGAAUGCUUCUACAAUAUUUGACUUUCAUAAGUGAGCCUUAACUUAGGCUUUCUCUGGUAAAAAUUGAAAACUGGAAAUCACUUCAGAGAAAAACUUUCAAAUGCAGGUUAGUGAUAUGAAUUAACAUAUCUUUAAUGUAUCCCAAACCAAAGAAAGAGUGAAAGAAUUUUAAAAUAAUUCAAGAAAAUAUGACAUUUGGUGGAAAACAGCUAGAUUUCUAAAGAAUAUAAAAGGGAGCACAGAUCUUUAUGCUUGUGUUACUCUGACUAGAAUGGAGUUUCUUUACUAAUUGAGAGGUUCACUUUGAACGCCAUAAAUCAUUUCAGUAUAUUUUUAUUAUCAUUGUUUUCUUAUAAUGAUGGAUGAUUGUUCAGUAAUUGUAAUCAUUUAAUUUUUAAUAAAAUAUAAAAUGUUAACAGA